GAUGGCUCACGGGCACAUGAUUCCAGCACUAGACAUGGCCAAACUCUUCACUUCCCGCGGCCUCAAAACUACCAUCAUCUCCACCCCUUCCUUCUCCUCACCCGUACUAAACGCUCAAGCCGCAGGCCUUGACAUCGGCCUUGUCUCCAUCCACUUCCCCCCCCCCCCCAUAAUUCCGAUUUGCCGGACCACAUCACCAGCCUCGACUAACCCGGUCGAGGACCUGCUCCGACAACUCAACCCCAACUGCCUCAUCUCCGACAUGUUCUUGCCGUGGACGGCGGAUUCCGCCGCCAAGUUCGGCAUCCCACGCUUCGUUUUCCACGGAACCAGCUACUUCUCUCUCUGCGCCGCCGAGGAGCUGCGGAGGCACAAGCCUUUCCGCGGCACCGACCACUUCGUCCUCCCCAAUCUUCCCCACCGGGAGGAGAUGGCCACGACGGAGGUCGCCGAUUUCGAUUUGAACGAGGAUGAUGGAACCCACGAAUUUCUAUCAAAUAGCUUCUACGAGCUGGAGCCUGAUUACGCUGAUCAUUACAGGAAUGCUUUGGGGAGAAUGGCUUGGAAGAUAGACCCUCUUUUGCUCUGCAACAAUGCUGGUGGAGCAGGAGAGAGAGGAAAGAAGCCUAGUGUUGACGUGGCCGCAUGCGUGGCGUGGCUCGAUUCGAAGAAGGUGAAUUCUGUGGUGUAUGUGUGUUUUGGGAGCAUGGCCAAGUUCAGUCCGGCUCAGCUGAAGGAGAUUGCAACUAUAUCCAAGCCAAGGAAGACAUUCACCGUUGACACAAAAGGAGGCAUAAAAGCAUCCCAGUUGUUAAUCAAUGCCAUUGAGAUCUUGAAGCAGAAGCUGGGCGUUGUUCGCUUGUCAGCAGACACUGUGGAAGCUGACGAGCAGUUUGGUGAGUUGGGGCCACAUAUGCGCCGGGGCUGA
Messenger RNA from Salvia splendens (bonfire salvia), 928 nucleotides. Its product is annotated as scopoletin glucosyltransferase. The coding region runs from base 2 to 928 and encodes 308 amino acids. NCBI's taxonomy places the organism in Eukaryota, Viridiplantae, Streptophyta, Magnoliopsida, Lamiales, Lamiaceae. Gene Ontology annotation, molecular function: UDP-glucosyltransferase activity. The record is from RefSeq and is a predicted model, not a curated record. The transcript is spliced from 4 exons.